AUGGCCCUGAAGGACAUGGAGAACUUUGACAUGGAGACUCUGCACACUGGAAGCACAGACACCAGCAGCACACCUCAAACCACACUCACAGAGCUGACCACAUCAACGUUUUCAACUUCACCAAGUGGCUCAACUCCUGCACAGACAGUGUCCCAAGCGCUAUCAUCUCCAGAAGAAACUACGAACCUCUCCAACUCCAGUGCCUCCAACACCAAACCAACCAUAUCAGAGGUGUCAACGGCAGCUUUCUCUACAGAUUCCACCUCAGGAAAUACUGAGAACACAUCGGCACCUUCUUCCCAAAGUUCCGUACCUGUCAAUACUGAUGGCUUCAUGACGAAUUCACCAAAUGUCCUGUCAACAGUGACAUCACCUAUCACCACAACUGGGGAAUUGUCAACAUCUCAGAAUGACCUUCCUGGUAGCACAGAGACCAGCAGCACAGCUCAAACCAUAGUCACUGAGGUGACCACGUCAUCUCUCUCACCUUCCCCCAGUGGCUCAACUGCAGCAGAGAUGGUGUCCAAUGGGAUUUCCUCUCCAGAUGAAACAACUGUCUCCUCCGGAUCUACUGUCAUCAACACAAUCCCAACCACAUCAGAGGUGCCCACCACAGCACACUCUACAGGAUCUGCUCCUGGAAUAACAGCUCCAGACAUUAUCCAAAGCUCUUCAGGGACUGCCACAGAAGCCUCAGUUACAUCUUCACCACAGGAACUUUCAACAGUGUCAGUUCCCAUCACCUCUAGUCAGGAAUUGUCAGCAUCUUCUCACAGUGACCACACUGACAGCAUUGUGACCAGCAGCCCACCUCAAUAUCCCAUAACAGAGGUGUCCUCAUCAACUCAUUCAUCUUCCCCUAGGGGACCCACUGUGACACACGCAGAGUUCCAGAGAACUCCCACGGCUGGAGAAACAACUUCCCUCUCUGCUCACACUAUGAGAAGUUCACCUCCAAGUUUGCCCUCCACUGAAACCUCCUCAGUAGACGCAGGGUACACAAGUGCUGUAGUUACUCCAAGUUCUCCAUAUGCUGCCACACAGUUCUCAAUGACAUCCUCACCACAGGAACUGUCCACUGUGUCAACACCCAUCACUUCCACUCAGGAACUGACAACAUCUUCUCAGUCUCUGCACACUGGAAGCAUGGACACCAGCAGCACACCUCAAACCACACACACUGAAGUAACCACAUCCACGUUUUCAACUUCCCCAAAUGGCUCAACUCCUGCCCAGAUAGUGUCCCAACUGACAUCAUCUCCAGGGGAAACUGCCAGCUUGUCUUCUACUGUCAUCAACACAAGUUUAACGUCAUCAGUGGUGGCGACAGCAGCACUCUCUACAGACUCCAACUCAGGAAAUGCAGAAACCACAUCUCCAACACUUUCUCAAAGUUCCACACUGGUCAAUACUGAUGUCCCAAUGACAAAUUCACCAAAAGUCCUGUCUACUAUCACAACACCCAUCACCAUGACGCAGGAACUGACAACAUCUUCUCAGACUCUGCACACUGAAAGCAUGGGGAUCCGCAGCACACCUCAGACCACACUCACAGAGGUGUCCAUAUCAACUUUUUCAACCACCCCAAGUGGCUCAACUUCUGAACAGACAGUGUCUCAUGGGCCAUCAUCUCCUAAUGACACAAACAACCUAUCCACUUCCAGCAUUAUCCAUACAAAUGCAACCACGUCAGAGAUGCCAAUGGCAUCAGUAUCUACAGUAUCCAGCUCAGGAAAUACUGGAACCAAAUCUCCAAACGUUUCUCACAGUUCCACAUCUGUCAUGACCAACAUCUCAGUGACAAGCUCAGCAAAUGUCCUGUCAACGAUGACCACCCCCAUCACCUAUACUCAGGAAUAUUCACCAUCUUCUCAGAGCAUCCACAAUGGAAGCAUGGAGACCGGCAGCACACCUCACACCACCCUCACAGAGGUCACCCCAUCAUCUCUUUCCUUCUCCCCGAGUGUACCCACUCUGACCCAGACAGUUUCUUGGGGAACAUCCUCCUCCGGCAAAAUAACUACUCCAUCUGCGUCCAGCAGGAGUCACCCACCUCGAGCUACACCAGACAUAUCAACCUCUCCAGACUUCACCUCAGGAAACGCAGGGCCUACAUCUGCACACGUCACCAGAAGCCACAGUAUUGCCACAUCAAGAGUUCCAAGCACAACUCUAGCCGGACAACCAACAAUCCUAGCCCACAGCACCUCUAUGCAGCCGUCAUCUACAUAUUCUCAGAGUUACCGGACAAGCAGCAUGGCGUCCUCCAGCACAACUCAAACCAGCAUCCUCACAAAGCCGACCACAGAAAACCACUCAUCCUGUGCACCUGGACCCACUGCUACAGAUGCCCCUUCCCAUGGGACAUCUUCCUCAGGAAUGACCACAAGCUCCCCGAAGACAGACAGUGCCAGAGGCACAUCACCCUCUACUACUUCCUUGACCCUUACCACGCCCAGCACAACCACAACCUCCAGGUCAACAGUGCCCCCAAUACCCAUUUUACCAGAGCAGGGCAUUCCCCUCUUCCCCUACGGGACAAGCCCUGAAGUUGGAGACCACCGGUUGUUUGCCAGGACCGUGGAUUUUACCUCGCCCCUCUUCAAGAUCCAGAUUGGCUUCCCUCUCGGCUCCUCUCUUCGGGAUUCCUUCUACUUCACAGAUAAUGGCCAGAUCAUUUUUCCAGAGUCAGACUACAGCAUCUUCUCCUACCCCAACCCACCUCAAGGAGGCUUCACAGGAAUGGAAAAGGUGUCCAUGGUGGCCCCAUUCUGGGAUGAUGCUGACUUCUCUAGCUCCAGGGGAACCAUAUUCUACCAGGAAUACAACACACUUCAUGAUGAAAACAAUGAGCUCAUCCGGAAGGUGGAGUCUUUGAUUCGUGAGUUCGCAAGUGAUUGGAGCUACAAAGCCAAGUGGACAUUGAAAGUCACGUGGUUCAACGUUCCUGCCUAUCCUGCCCAGUGGAACUAUGGGACCAAUACCUACCAAGCCAUCCUCUCCACAGAUGGAAGCAGUUCCUACGCCCUGUUUCUCUACCAGAGUGGUGGGAUGCGCUGGGAUGUGACCCAGGGUCUGAGCAACAGAGUCAUCAUGGGCUUCUCCAGUGGAGAUGGGUAUUUUGAAAACAGCCCGCUGAUACUCCGGCCAGCAAUGGAGAAGUACCGUCCAGAUCGAUUCCUGAAUUCCAAAUUAGGCAUCAGGGGGCUGCAGCUCUACAGGCUACACAAGGAGGUGAAGCCCAACUACCGGCUCAAGUGUCUGUGGUGGCUGGAGAGCCAGCCUCGGUGGCCCGGCUGGAGCUGGGGCUGGAGCUGGGGCUGGAGCCAGCUUUCCUGCCCUUGCUCCUGGCAGCAGGGACGACGGGACUUGCGAUUCUGGCGCAUGAACACAGGUUGGCAGUACGGCAGUGACAGGCAACUGUGCAGCUUCUCCUCUGGGCGAGGGGGCGUGUGCUGCAGCUAUGGCCGCUGGGGAGAGUUUCGGGAAGGCUGGAGAAUGCACAGUCCUUGGCAGUUUGAGCAGGAGCGGGAGGCACAGAAGUGGUGCUGUCACUGGAAUGACAAGCCCUCCUUCUGUGCCCUUUACCACCGCGCCCGGCCCCGCCUUAGCUGUGCUACGUACAGACCCCCACGGCCAGCGUGGACAUAUGGCGAUCCCCACAUCACCACAUUGGAUAAUGUCACUUACACCUUCAACGGGCUGGGGGACUUUCUGCUGGUCCAGGCCCAGGACACAAAUUCCUCCUUCCGGCUGGAGGGCCGCACUGCCCAGACAGGCUCUGCCAAGGCCACUAACUUCAUUGCCUUUGCAGCUCAGUACAACACCAGCAGCCUGGCUUCCCCCAUCACAGUUCAGUGGUUCCUGGAACCCAGUGACACAAUCCGAGUUCUACACAAUAACCAGACCGUGACCUUUAACACCAGCUACACGGAUGAAGACUUGCCAAUGUUCAAUACCACUGGUGUCCUCCUGACCCGAAAUGGCUCCCAGGUUUCAGCCAGCUUCGACGGAUCAGUGACCAUCUCUGUGAUUGCUCUCUCCAACAUCCUCCAUGCCUCCUCCAGCCUCCCAGAGGAGUACCGCAACCACACGCAGGGACUCCUGGGAGUCUGGAAUGACAAUCUGGAAGAUGACUUCAGGAUGCCCAAUGGCUCCACCAUCCCUGCCCACAGCUCUGAGGAGACCAUUUUUCACUAUGGAAUGACAUGGCAAAUCAAUGGGACAGGUCUGCUUGGAGUGAGGACAGACUCUCUGCCUUCCAACUUCACCCCCGUCUUCUUGUCCCAACUGUUGAACACCUCAAAUGAAGACGUGACCUCUGGGUGCCAUGGAGACCCGCAGUGCAAGUUUGAUGCCCUGGCCACAGGAAACAUAACCAUCGGACGAAAUACCAACAUGAUCUUUGAAGCAUUCCAAUACGUGAAUGGCACUCUCAAUCAGUACCCACCCUCUAUCCACUGCCCCAGCGAGAUUCAAGCCUACAGGGAGCGAACGGAGAUCAUUAUGAUCACCAGCAACUCUAAGGAUGUCACAUUCAGCCUCACCAAUGAGUGUAGUGGCUUUAAACUCUCUGAUAACGGGAGUUUGCUGUGGACACCAGCACUUCCAGAAGCAUGUACCCUGGAGAUUCUAGCAAGGGACGCUAGGACUCAUUUGUCAUCCGUAUUCCAGCCCAGGACUGUGGCUUGCUUCUGCAGUAUGGAGAGCCAGUGUUUGUACAAUGAGACCCACAGGGAAGGCAAUUCUUCCCUUGAGGUGACCAGCUGUAAGUGCGAUGAGGACUCCUUUGGCCGCUUCUGUGAACGCUCCAAGAACCUCUGUGAGGUUCCAUGCUUCCCAAAGGUGACCUGCAUUCCUGGGAAGGGCUGUGGGCCCUGCCCUCCGAACAUGACUGGAGAUGGGCGGCAUUGUGCAGCUCUCGAAGACUCUCUAGUCUGCCAGAGCCAUUCCUGCCCUACAAAUUACUGCUAUAACCACGGCCACUGCUACAUCUCUGAGGCUCCAGGUUGUCAGCCCACUUGCACCUGCCCCCCAGCCUUCACUGAUACCCGCUGCUUCCUGGCUGGGAACGACUUCACUCCCACCAUCUCUAAAGAGCUUCCCUUGAGGACCAUCAUGCUCUCGCUCAGGGAAAAUGAAAACGCCUCCCAGGCUGACGUCAACGCCUCGGUGGCAUACAGGCUAGGGACCCUGGACGUGCGGGCUUUUCUUUGGAACAGCCAAGUGGAACUGAGGCGGAUCUCUCCCUCAGCACAGCCCUCUGACAAGUCAACUCAACACUGGUGGGUCGUCUCCCACUUCCAGUACCGUCCCAGGGGGCCUGUCAUCCAUUUCCUGAACCACCAGCUCAUAGACGCUGUGGUGGAGGUCUUCCUCCUCCAGGCUCGGAGUGGGCGGCCGAAAAGGAGCAACCCUGAAGCCAGGAGAAACGUCACCUUCUUCCCCAUCUCCAGGGAAGAUAUCCAGGAUGUGACGGCCCUGAACCUGAGUAUGCUGGACUAUUACUUCCUGUGUGAUGGCUACGAGGGCUACAAGCUGGUCUACAGCCCCCAGAAUGGUGUCACCUGUGUGUCCCCAUGUAGUGAGGGCUACUGUCACAAUGGAGGCCAAUGCCAGCAUCUACCAAACGGGCCUCAAUGCAGCUGUGCGUCCUUCACCAUCUAUACAUCCUGGGGUGAACACUGCGAGCACCUAAGUGUGAAACUUGGAGCCUUCUUCGGGAUCCUCUUCGGAGCCUUGGGAGCCCUCCUGCUGCUGGGGAUCCUGGCCUUUGCAGCCUUCCACUUCUGCAGCUCCUCCAUGUACAAGUUCUCCUACCCUUUGGCCUCAGAACUGUGA
This is a messenger RNA of Microtus ochrogaster (prairie vole), 5841 nucleotides long. It is a transcript of the gene Muc4, whose product is annotated as mucin 4, cell surface associated. Gene Ontology annotation, biological process: cell-matrix adhesion. The record is from RefSeq and is a predicted model, not a curated record. Bases 1 to 5841 code for a protein of 1946 amino acids. NCBI's taxonomy places the organism in Eukaryota, Metazoa, Chordata, Mammalia, Rodentia, Cricetidae. Gene Ontology annotation, molecular function: ErbB-2 class receptor binding. The transcript has 25 exons.